ACGACCGCGCGCGAUUGCCGACGAUUAGCAUCUUCUCGCGACUCUCACUGGCCACCAUCCAGUUCCUCCCUCGGGCCACUUGCAUUCCAUGUCACCAGACCGACUAGAAACGCGAAAUCCAACAAAGCACCGACCGCACAAGACAUGAGACACUCCUCCCGGGUCCUAGGACGGGCGACAUAUUGCCGCCGCCCGUUGAUCGUACUACAAUGUUCACGCGUCACGGAAUCUCGACCGCAGACGAUACAAUCCCUCCAAUACGAUUCUAGUACCCAAUACGUCUCAGCAUACAUGCACUCGCAUGCUAUCCGAUCCUUCAGUUCGACUCCAGCUGCCACCGCGAGCAAACGAAAAGAUAACGGUAGCGACGCUCUCGUUCAAUACACGGUACAAAAGGGCAGGAUCUGGCUGCCCGACCGCGAGAAAUGGAUUCGGCCUUGGAAGCCCGUCGACAUCGAGACUUUUGCGUCGGGUUGGACCCGAGGAGAUCCCCUUCCCUUGGUGGUUAAGCGGAUGGGGAAGGAUGAAGUGGACCUAGACGAAGUGGCAUUCUACAAGAAGCUCAUUAUUCAGCUGUGUCGCCAGCGGGACCCUUCGUUGCCAUCCGACACUCGCAAGUUCGACUGGGGUCCGGCUUAUCAUGACGUUCAGGGAACCGACCAAGCGGAGGAGCGACGCAGGCUUCUCAGCAACAAGAUCAAACGCCGGCUUCGCUCGAUUUAUGACGCGCUUCUUGACUGCUAUCCCCAUCCCGAAUGGGUCUCGGGUUUGCAGAAAAAGACGCCGAACCAGUGGAUCGACCAGAUAGUAGACGUCCUAUCCGAUCCUGUUCGAGAAAUCCUGGCUAGUCCAUACCCGCCGACCAUCGCCAAGCUAAAGGAGCUUCCAUGGCUCGAGGUGAAUGAACAGAACGCAGGGGUUGAGCUGGGCGUCUAUGGCCUUAUAGAGCGCCCAGCUCAUAACCAAAGUUACAAGACCGAAGACGCCAGCCUGUAUGUAGGCUCAGCAGCUUCACACAGGGGAGGGUUUGUUCGGCGUCUCGUAACCCAUUAUUUUGCCCGGCAUAAAACCCUAGGUGCUAAGGGUGCAACCUGGAUCCAGGACGCCACGUUGAACCUCACAAUGCCCAAGUUCCCCUUCAUUCUUUUGCGGCUUCCUAAUCCCAUGGCCUCCAAGUCUCCCGCCAAGAAUCCGGAGGAUCUGCGGCAACUUAUCGUUCUGGCCGAGGCAUUAUUCAUGGUCUAUCUCGGAGCCAUGUCGACGUUUCAGGGCAAGCACCACCCUCUUGCACGGGCGAGCCCGUGGGACAUUGAAGACAUUUCGUAUCGAGGAGUCUCGGGCGCCAAUCCCCUCUGGGAAGCUUACGGUGCCGCGAAGCUGCAAGAGCAUGGUCACGAGCAUGACAGACGGCUGUUUGCUCGUCCCACUGAGUGGCCCGGCUGGCCCACGAAGAACCAGAAGGACAUCAAAUCGCAAAAGGACAGUGACGAUGAAGCUAUCGCGGCCAUCCUUGCAGCGGCCAAUAUCAAGGCCUUCCCGGGGACUCUUGGGUCGCGUUCGUCGUCUCAAAAGAAGACCCCCGUGUCUCGCAGUAAUAAUCCGUAGGCAACCACGGGAGUCAAUAGGGAAUAACAAUGUGGAGACAGAUCUGUGAUGCCGUGCGGCGGCUUAACAUGAUUUUCUUCCAUUUCAGGCCCUCCAGAAAUAUCACCAUGGCCAGCAAUUGAAUGUCCAAAAUCGGAAUGGGUUGCCCCGAGCCCUCUUCGGAUGAGUGUACCCCUACAUAUCCGCUGUCGUACUCCGGUUCGGAUGUCUUCCAGAAGUUCCUGUUCCUGACCCCAGAUUUCCCCGCACAAUGGAACGUCGUCCCGUCUAGCAGCCCCACCAACCUCACUUGGUGAUCUCCGCAUCUCUUCCCCAAUUGACCCCAAAUCCCCAAAAACGCCCUGGUGC
Messenger RNA from Neurospora tetraspora, 1953 nucleotides. RefSeq lists its product as uncharacterized. Lineage: Eukaryota; Fungi; Ascomycota; Sordariomycetes; Sordariales; Sordariaceae. The coding region runs from base 145 to 1605 and encodes 486 amino acids. The transcript has 2 exons. The record is from RefSeq and is a predicted model, not a curated record.